Python bivittatus (Burmese python) is the source of this 2160-nucleotide messenger RNA. NCBI's taxonomy places the organism in Eukaryota, Metazoa, Chordata, Lepidosauria, Squamata, Pythonidae. The record is from RefSeq and is a predicted model, not a curated record.
AUGGCACGUCAGAAAAACAUUAAAUGUCGAAUUGUGGAUCACCAUCGCAUUUUUCACAAGUACCUUCAGCCAGGAGAUCUACUCUUUGGUGGUCUGGUUGGUCACACCUUUUUUGUCUGCAGUCCAAAAAAUUUUGAUGAACCACCAACUCCAAUGUACUAUGAAAAAUACCAGGUUAUAACUCAGAACUACCAGCAUAUCCUGGCCUUGGUCUUUGCGGUAAAGGAAAUCAAUGAAGAUCCCCAGAUCUUACCCAACAUCACUCUUGGAUUCCAUAUCUAUGAUAGUCACAUGAAUGCCAGGUGGGCCUUUCGUUCUGCAAUGCAACUUAUUUCUCCAAAGAAGCAUUUUCUCCCCAAUUACCAUUGUGGUACUAAAGACAAUCUUCUUGCAGUCAUUGAAGGACUUGACAUUGAAUCCUCCCAUCAGAUACCAAAUAUUUUCAGCAUCUACAAGUCACCUCAGCUAGAGCUUAAGCACUAUGGCAGUGAUGAUGUUCUGAGAGUUGCUAAGCAGGUCUACCGUGGUGCUUUAUCCUUGGCUGUCCAUUCCAAUGAGCUGCCAGGAUUUCAGCAAUUUAUUCAGGACAGAAAGCCUUCCAAUCCAAAAGAUUUUUUUAUAAGGGACUUUUGGUCUUAUGCUUUUCGCUGCACCUUGCCCAACUGGGUUGUGAAGUAUAGAUAUAGUGCUGAACUCUGCACUGGACUGGAGAGCCUGGAGAACCUUCCUGAAAAGUAUUUGGAAAAAAGCAUUACUGGGCACAGCUACAGCAUCUAUAACGCUGCCUUUGCUGUUGCUCAUGCUUUGCAUGCCAUGUUUUCAUCCAGAUACAAGCACAGAAGAAGGGUGGAGAGGGAGAGGCAGACAUUUCUGACUCAGCAGCCAUGGCAGCUCCUCCAUUUCCUGAAGCAAGUAUCUUUUAACAAUAACGUAGGGGACAAGGUUUCCUUUGACCAGAAUGGUGUGUUUCUGACAGAAUUUGAUGUCAUCAACUGGGUAUUAUUUCCAAACCUGUCUUUUAGUAGAGUACAAGUUGGAAUGAUCAAUUCUCAAGCUCCAGGAGAUCAAAAAGUUAUUAUGAGUAAAAAUCCCAUUGUAUGGCAUCGUUGGUUUAACCAGGUGCAACCUCUCUCAGUGUGUAAUGACAAGUGCCAGCCUGGUUACAGGAAACAAAAGAAAGAAGGGGAGCCCUUCUGCUGCUAUGAUUGCAUUCCCUGUCCAGAAGGCAAGAUUUCUGAAUCAGAAGAUAUGCCUGAAUGUGUUGAGUGUAAAGAAGAUGAUUACCCAAACAAGCAUCAGAAUACUUGCAUCCCCAAAAUUGUAACCUUUUUAUCCUAUGAUGAACCUAUGGGGAUGGGUUUAGCCACCAGUGCUAUUUUCUUUUCUCUGAUCACUGUUCUCUUGUUAAGAACAUUUAUAGUGCACCACAACACUCCCAUUGUCAAAGCCAAUAACCGGGACCUCACCUACACACUUCUCAUCUCCCUCCUGCUCUGCUUCCUUUCUACCCUGCUUUUUCUUGGGCAGCCUCAAAAAGUGAUGUGCGUCCUGCAGCAAUCGGUGUUUGGCAUCAUCUUCUCAGUGGCUGUUUCUUCGGUAUUGGCCAAAACCAUCACUGUGGUUCUGGCAUUCAUGGCUACCCAACCAGGAACAAACAGGAGAACAAAGAGGACCAGAUGGAUGGGGAAAGGACUGGCCAGUUCCAUUGUUAUCUCUUGUUCUCUCAUUCAAGUAGGCAUUUGUACCGUGUGGCUGGCAACCAGUCCCCCAUUCCCAGAUGCUGAUAUGCACUCAGGAACAGGUGAAAUUACCCUGGAAUGUAAUGAGGCAUCCCCCAUCAUGUUUUACAGUGUGAUUGGGUACAUGGGCUUUUUAGCCAUUGCCAGCUUCAUUGUGGCGUUCUUUUCAAAGAAUUUGCCCGAUAGUUUCAAUGAAGCUAAAUUCAUCACUUUCAGCAUGUUAGUAUUCUGCAGUGUAUGGCUGUCAUUUGUCCCAACGUACCUGAGUACCAAAGGAAAAUACAUGGUUGCUGUGGAGAUUUUCUCUAUUUUAGCUUCCAGUGCUGGAUUGCUGAGUUUCAUAUUUUUCCCCAAAUGGUACAUUAUUGUUCUGAGGCCUGAACUGAAUAACCGAGAACAUCUUAAGUGGAGAAACCACUGA